Messenger RNA from Wallemia ichthyophaga EXF-994, 1272 nucleotides. RefSeq names its product Endochitinase 1. Gene Ontology annotation, molecular function: chitinase activity; chitin binding. Gene Ontology annotation, cellular component: extracellular region. The record is from RefSeq and is a predicted model, not a curated record. Gene Ontology annotation, biological process: carbohydrate metabolic process; chitin catabolic process. NCBI's taxonomy places the organism in Eukaryota, Fungi, Basidiomycota, Wallemiomycetes, Wallemiales, Wallemiaceae. The transcript is spliced from 2 exons. Bases 1 to 1272 code for a protein of 423 amino acids.
AUGACCAAAGCUCUCAGGGCUAUUAAAGCUGUAGGGUUUUUCUUCAUUUCACUGCUAAUUUACUCGUGCAUACACACGAUAAAGCUCAAGUAUUCCAGCAAUCCUUCAAUAAAACACGUGGAAAUGUCUACUGGAUUCAGAAACGUCGGCUACUUCACAAACUGGGGCAUUUACGGUCGUGACUAUCAAGUGGAGAAUAUCCCCGCUGCCUACCUCACCCACCUCCUCUACGCAUUCGCUGAUGUAGACGCUGCUACAGGUAGAGUCAAACUCAGCGACUCUUGGGCAGACGAGCAGAAACCAGGCAACGGCGACCCAUACGACGAUAGCGGCCGCAAUCUUUACGGUAACCUCAAGCAGAUAUACCACCUCAAACAGCGCAACCGCCACCUCAAGCUGAUUAUGAGCAUUGGGGGGUGGACAUAUUCACCAAAUUUCCAUGCUAUGGUUGUAGACCCUUCAAUGCGCUCGACGUUUGUUCAAUCAGCCAUACAGAUCCUUCAGGACUACGCUCUCGACGGUCUCGACAUCGACUAUGAAUACCCGGGUAACGCCGAACAAGCUUGGGGAUAUGUGGAGUUGCUGAGAGAGUUGCGUACUGCAUUAGAUGCCCUUCACCCUAACAACAACCCAUACGAACUCACCAUCGCUGCCCCUUGCGGUGCCUCCACUUAUGAGAUACUAUACGUUGGAGAAAUGGACAAGUAUCUCAGUUUCUGGAAUCUGAUGACGUAUGAUUUCAGCGGUAGCUGGGAUUCACACACUGCACACCAAUCCAACCUCCGUGGCCAGCCUAUGAGUGUGGAAACGGCAGUCAAUUGGUACAGAAGUAGAGGUGUGGCUGGAGAUAAGCUAGUUGUUGGUAUGCCGCUGUAUGGUCGCAGCUUCGCUAGCACUAACGGCCUCGGUCACCCCUUCAAAGGCGUAGGCGGCGGCAGCUGGGAAGCUGGCAACUACGACUACAAAGCCCUCCCUCAGCCUGACGCGCAAGAAUAUUUUGAUGGCGAUAGAAUGGCCUCCUACUCGUACUCAACAUCCUCCAAAGAGUUUGUCACUUACGAUAAUAUCGAUAUCGCAUUACGUAAGGCUGAAUACAUCAAGUCUAAUAACCUCGGCGGUGGUAUGUAUUGGGAGCUAAGCGGUGACCAUCAACAAACUAACAGAAGUAUCGUCGUUAACGUCGCUCUCAACUUUGGUAGACUCGAUGGCAUCAACAAUCAUCUCGAAUACCCUCACUCACGUUUCGAAAAUAUCCGCUCCGGUUUGAAUUGA